Lutzomyia longipalpis is the source of this 2383-nucleotide messenger RNA. It is a transcript of the gene vari, whose product is annotated as protein PALS2. The transcript is spliced from 10 exons. The coding region runs from base 192 to 2072 and encodes 626 amino acids. Gene Ontology annotation, cellular component: plasma membrane; cell-cell junction. The record is from RefSeq and is a predicted model, not a curated record. Gene Ontology annotation, molecular function: protein binding. NCBI's taxonomy places the organism in Eukaryota, Metazoa, Arthropoda, Insecta, Diptera, Psychodidae.
GAGAGUUCAGUGUAAAUUGUUCGUACAAUAGGGAGUGAGUGCUCGCAGGUAAAUAGAGAAAAAUCCCCCUUUUUCACGCUUUUCCACGCUCUCUGGCAGUGCCGAAGGUGCCACAACACCUGACAGACCUGCUGAGCGCACAUUCAGGUGCUUCCUGGUGCUAAAAACAGCCCAAAGUGGAGACUCCCAGGAUGGUGCGCCUGAACAAGUCAGAGCGGCAGGAUAAGAGAGAACUCCUGGCGAGUUUAAAUCAAGUAGACAGCUUAGGGAAGCCCAUUGACAAUGAAGCCUUCGAGAAUUGCCAUGAACACCUCGAGGGUGCAUCGAAUUCCAACGACACGGAUCUCCUCUUCCUGACCGGUCUCCUCAACUCCACUGCUGUGACCCAGCUUAUAAAGAUUCAAAAGAACUUUGACGAGGAGCCCGUGGAAGUUAUCGAACCCGAACUUCUGGGCGUAAGUGAUAUUCUCUCCGAAGUUGGCCAACACUGUGCACGAUCUUGGAAACCAGAAGCCAGAGAGCUGCUGAAGAUCAUUCGGAAUCCUCACGUAAAGGCUGUUUGUGACACACACGAUCGCGUUGGGAGGAAUUUUGAGGAAUACCGUGAGAAGCAGAAUAUCCAGCCGAUUGUAAGGGACGUGCCAGAAGGUGAUCUACUCAACAACGACAUGCCGGUGGAGACGAUAAAGAUGGUUUGUCUCCGGAGGAACCCAAAUGAACCUCUGGGGCUAACAGUGGAGAUUGAUGAGCACAAACAACUCAUGGUGGCCAGAAUAAUUGCCGGUGGAAUGAUUGAUCGUCAGGGAUUGCUCAAUCCGGGUGAUGUUAUUCUCGAAGUGAACGGUGUACCCGUGAGCACCCCCGAGGAGCUACAGGCACAGAUUAGUGUUGCCAAGGAAUCGGUGACACUGAAGAUUGGACCGAAUUUGGAUGAGGAGAUGAAAUCUGCCAGACUAACCAUGUCUGGUGGCCAGGUAAAGAGUGGGAGAAACUUAGAGCCCGGAAAGAAGAUGACGUGCUACAUGAGGGCUCUGUUUGAGUACGAUCCCUCACAGGAUACUCUUCUACCGUGCCAGGAUAUUGGUUUGCAAUUCCAUCAUGGAGAUAUUCUGCAGAUUAUCAAUGUUAAGGACCCCAAUUGGUGGCAGGCAAAGCAUGUGGGCACCGAGGGUCCCAUUGGAUUGAUUCCAUCGCAAGAGCUGGAGGAACGGAGAAAGGCCUACGUACAUCCGGAAGCUGACUAUGUGCACAAGAUUAGCAUCUGUGGCACGAAGAUUUCCAAGAAGAAGCGCAAAACAAUGUACAAGAGCAAGUCAAAUAAUGACUUUGACAAAGCAGACCUCAUUUUCUACGAGGAAGUCACAAAGAUGCCACCAUUCCAGCGAAGGACUCUCGUUCUUGUUGGGGUUCAAGGUGUUGGCAGGAGGACACUGAAGAAUCGUCUCAUUAACAGCGAUCCCACAAAAUUCGGCACAGUUACGCCACACACCACACGUCCUCCACGUGUCCUCGAGGAGAACGGCAAGGGGUACUGGUUUGUCGAUCGGGAGCACUUUGAGGAGGAAUUGCACAACAACAACUUCCUCGAGCAUGGGGAACACAAUGGGAAUCUCUAUGGCACACACUUGGACUCCAUUAGGGAUGUCAUCAAGCAAAACAAAAUGUGCGUCUUGGACUGUGCCCCGAGUGCACUGAAACUCCUCCACAACAGUCAGGAAUUCAUGCCAUUUGUUGUGUUCAUCGCAGCUCCGGGAAUGGAGCAGCUCAAGCAAAUCUACGCUGAACGGAGAGCAACGGGUGGUUCCCAGAGGAAUCUCGCGUUUGAUAGGCAGAGUUCCAUCCGGUACAGCUCGAGACGGGCACGAACCCUGGAGUCCCUUGCAUCACUCUACGAGGAUGAUGAUCUUGUCCAAGCAGUGGAGGACAGUGCACUGCUACAGAGGAAGUAUGAGAAAUAUUUGGAUCUCGUGAUCGUAAAUGAGGACUUUGACAUUACUUUCCGCAAAGUAAUUGAGGCCCUCGAUGAAUUGGCCCAUUCACACCAAUUUGUUCCCGUCAAUUGGAUCUACUAAAAAGGCUUCCGCCGCCGAAGGACCCCAAAGGGAUGGAGUGCAACGUGCGGAAAUAUCCGCAGAUAAAAUGUCUUUUUUUAAUUAAUGUGGCAGCUUUUUGAACGGAACGCUGUAGUUCAAAUUAGUGGCAUUUUUUCACAUCAUUUUUUUAUGUUCGUCCAGCAUUAAUCGUAUUAUAAAUAUAGUAAAAUGAAUCUCUACUUCAAGGCUCUCUCCAAGGGAGUUUUUUUGUACCGUGUAUGUAGAACAUAAGUAUUUUUUGUCUCGAAUUUGUAGUUUUUUUUUUUCAAUAAAUAUUGCUUCUAAGAAAA